Brassicogethes aeneus is the source of this 1694-nucleotide messenger RNA. The record is from the annotation of a GenBank genome assembly. NCBI's taxonomy places the organism in Eukaryota, Metazoa, Arthropoda, Insecta, Coleoptera, Nitidulidae.
UUAUUUGGAACAUUUGAACUACUUAGAAGACAGGUCCGUAUGAAAAUAAAAUAAAACAGUAAAUCUUUAUUUACAAGUUGAAAUAGAUAUAAAAAUUUACAUAAAAUCCAUCUACUCAUAGAGUUCAAAAUCUAUCCUAUUAGAGGUAUAAAAAUUGCCGUUGUCACCGCAUUUUCUCACUAAAACACCAGUUUUAAAAUGAUUCUCGUUGGCCCAUUUGACCAUUUGGGCUGUUGUGUAUGGGCCCUGAAUAUCUUCAUCUUCCGGUUUCCAUUUAAACUCCCAUUUUAUUUCUUGUUUUAUUGUUUCUUCUUUAGUGUCUACACCACUUUUGCUGGUUGAAGGCCCUGCAGUAAAUUUUACUUGUUCCUUACAAUCGAAAUCAUCUGCAUACAUGUCCAACUCUGGUUCUUUGGCUUUAGCUUUAUUUUUGUUAUCAUGUAGAUCAAUUUUUCCCUGAAUUUGCUCAAAAGUUUCCUGAUAAAUAUCCAUAUUACCCAACUUUGUUAAUAUUUUAUUGGCAAAUUCGGUCAGAUUUGUUACAUCUUCACUAGAAUUUAAAGUUCCAGCUUUCUUACGCCUUAAUCUUUCCAUACUAGACAACUUUUGAUCCCCACUUAACCUCUUUAUAGCCUUAUUUAUGGUUUCUUUGGGCUUAACAUAACCAAUAAUUUUCUUAUAUGUUUCUAUCUCAUCAAAAUCUGACUCAGCACCCUCAUCCGAGUCCGACUCUGCCCCCAAACCUUUAUCAUCAACAUUAUAUUUCUCCUUAAAUUUUGCAUUGGUUUUAAUCCUUUGCCAAUCAAUAUUAUCCAACCAAUUAUCUUUAAUCUCCGUCUCAUUGCUCCAUAUAAAAUGCCCGUCUUUAUCGAAGUGCCCCUCCUCCAUUUCUUCCUUCAUAUUAAAUGCAGUCAUUCUUUGCUCCCCAUCCUGUCUUGCAAUACCAUCUUCUUCACCUUCAAUAUCGUCCACAUCCAGUACAUUAUCAUCGUCAACAAAAUCCUCCUCGUCUGAAUCUAACGUGUGCUUUUUACCGUCGAACUGUGUUCCGUGUAUUCUUUUUGAUUCAGAUUUUGAUUCAGAAAACGCAUUUUUACGUUUUGACAUGCUGAAAACGGUUUGUCGACAACAUAAAUAAACAAUUGAUUAGUUGGCGUUGGUAUAAAAUUUCUUCUGCCAACAUAAAGUAAUAAAAUUCCCAAUGUCAAAGUUUUUGUCUGGUGCCAAAACAAAAUGAAUUUGCCUUUAUUUCCCGAAUUAAAGCCUAAAUUAAUUGAUUCUUCUUGGUUUGACGUUGACGGGCCCGUUGAUGAUGACGACGAAGUCACUCAAAUGGAAAGAGAGCAUCAAACUUGGCUGCAUUCAAUAUCUCAGAAGAAUUCCGAUUUAACACCAAUUGGCAAAACUGCUUCAGAAAAUUUAGAGGAAGAUGAGGAGGAGGAUGAUGAAGAUGACAACGAUGAUGAUGAUGAGUCUGACAGUCAUGAAGACGAGGAGGAAGACGAAAUCGAAAUGGACGUGUCGCAGGAAAGAAAUUCCCCAGUGGAUGUCAGAAUAAGAAUGGUUCAGGGGCAUGGAGUUCGUUAAGUUUAUCAUUUGUAUAUUUAUUUAUUUUAAGGCUAGUAUAAUCGCCCAAUAAAAAUUCGAUGUAAGAAUUUUUGUUUUAUUAAGUUGUCACCGCUAAUAAAAAUUCG